AUGGGCCUCUUUGGCAGCGACUCGCCUUCGAAGAAGGAGGAGACGGCGCCGCUCGUGACGCCCGAGAAGGAGGGGCUCCGCCAGCGGAGGAAAUCUCCCUUCACAAAGGCCGACGAGGAGAAGAAGGACAAGAUUGACCAGCUCGUGCUUGCAGCGUCAGACAAGGUGUCGCCGCAGGUGGCCGAGUGGCUCAAGAAGGCGGCGCCGGCGAUCCGAGCCAUCUCUCAGGCGCCGCCAUCGCCAGGCGCGUUUGGGCGCGCCAUCGCAACGAUCGCACCAUUCUACAUCAUGGCGGCGAAGAAGCUGUACGAGAUCGGCAACAAGCUGCCCUGGGACAUUCUGCAGGCCGUCAUCGGCCUCGGCCUCUGCUUUUUCGGCGGCGGUUAUUGCGCCUCGAUUGCCGCCGCGUUCGCGCUGACCGGCUGGCCCACCACACGGCAAGCGCUGAUCGACGUCUACGAGGAGGCCGCCAACGUGCUCGACGCAAACGAGGAGGACGACAAGAAGGACGAGGACAAGAACGGCGUCCGCGACAUCGACGAGGCGAAGACACGAGACACGAUUUUGGAAGGACGGUCAGGGGGACAGCGAGCAAUGGGCCUCUUUGGCAGCGACUCGCCUUCGAAGAAGGAGGAGACGGCGCCGCUCACAAGGUUCAUGCAGACCUUCAUCUCCGGGGUCCAGUCCUCCAUCAAGGGCGGGUUCAUGUUCUCCCGCGGCGUGAUGGCCCACCUUUGGGGGACUGGCCACAAGAACCUCGGCCCUCUCUCGCUCGACUCUGAGGACUUCCCCCCCCCCCCACCCCCGAACCGCAAGGCCUUUGGCUACUCGGUUGCCGCCCUCGGCUUCUACAUCCAGUGGUCGUGGGGCUUCGGCCUCCCCUUCCCGCUCAGCUUGGUGAUGCUCCCCUUCGACAUCCUGGAGUGGUACAUCCGCUGGUCCAUCUCUUCGGGCGGCGAGUGA
This is a messenger RNA of Emiliania huxleyi CCMP1516, 963 nucleotides long. RefSeq lists its product as hypothetical. Lineage: Eukaryota; Haptophyta; Isochrysidales; Noelaerhabdaceae. The coding region runs from base 1 to 963 and encodes 320 amino acids. The record is from RefSeq and is a predicted model, not a curated record. The transcript has 9 exons.